Molecule: messenger RNA, 2548 nt
Organism: Vitis riparia (riverbank grape)
Lineage: Eukaryota; Viridiplantae; Streptophyta; Magnoliopsida; Vitales; Vitaceae
Product: filament-like plant protein
Exons: 5
Coding region: 328-2346 (672 amino acids)
Source: RefSeq, a predicted model, not a curated record
ACAAUUCAACACCGCAGCGAAAAGCUGAUGCACACGUUGUCCGACACACAACCAGAGAAAGAGAAGAGGGUCUCUCUCUCUCUCCUCUGCAUUCUACAGUAGAGAUUAUAAAUCAGCAUUAAUUAAAUAAUGUGCUGUGUAGUGAAUUGCCACAUCCAUGGGCGGGAAUAACGGCAUCUCCAUUUGAAAAAAAUGGGUCUUUUGUGGGUUGGCUUCACGUUCACACGCUUCUCUCUUUUUCCUACUAUUUUGAACGAAUGAAUAAAAAAAAGAUGAAGUGUCUCUAAAGUGGUAGUGAGACAAAGCAUUGUGUUGCUAGAGGAGGAGAUGGACCGGCGGAGUUGGCUGUGGAGGAGAAAGUCUUCUGAGAAGAGCCCUGGUGAAACUGAAAGCUCCGGAUCAAUUUCUUCUCAUUCUGAACGAUUCUCUGAUGAUCAGGUGUAUCCAAAUCAAAAUUCUCCAUCACCAGAAGUCACAUCUAAAGCUGCACCUGUUGAUGAAGAAGUUAAUGACAGUGUGAAGUCUCUAACAGAAAAGCUAUCUGCUGCUCUUUUGAACAUUAGUGCCAAGGAAGACUUGGUGAAGCAGCAUGCCAAAGUUGCAGAAGAAGCUGUUUCAGGGUGGGAAAAGGCUGAAAAUGAAGUAUUCUCUUUAAAGCAACAACUUGAAGCUGCGGCUCAGAAGAACUCAGCACUUGAAGAUCGAGUUGGCCAUCUUGAUGGAGCGCUCAAGGAGUGCUUAAGGCAGCUUAGGCAAGCAAGGGAAGAACAAGAGCAGAAGAUCCAUGAAGCUGUUGUCAAGAGAACCCAUGAAUGGGAUUCCACAAAAUCUGCGCUUGAGAGCCAGAUUGUAGAGAUCCAGGCCCAACUUCAAACUGCUAAAGCUGAAACUGUUGCCACUGUUGAUCCUGGUCUUGAGCUAAAACUUGGGGCUGCAGAAAAAGAGAAUGCAGCCCUCAAGCUUCAGCUCCUUUCUCGAGAGGAAGAGUUAGAAAUUAGGACUAUAGAGCAAGAACUGAGCACCCAAGCAGCUGAAACAGCCAGCAAACAAAAUUUGGAGAGCAUAAAGAAGGUGGCUAAACUUGAAGCUGAGUGCCGCAGGCUAAAAGCCAUGGCCCGUAAAGCAUCCUCUGCUAAUGAUCACAAAUCUAUCACUGCCUCCUCGGUUUGUGUUGAAUCUUUGACAGAUAGCCAGUCAGAUAGUGGAGAAAGACUACUGGCAUUAGAAAUUGAUACCCGUAAGAUGACUGGCUUGGACACCAAUGAAUGUGAGCCUAGCCGGUCUGAUUCAUGGGCAACUGGGCUAAUCCAAGAACUUGAUCGGUUUAAGAAUGAGAAGCCUCUUGUAAAAAACCUCAUGGCCCCUUCAGUAGAAAUUGAUCUCAUGGACGAUUUCCUUGAAAUGGAGAGACUUGCGGCACUUCCAGAGACAGAAAAUAGAAGCCGCUGCCUUGAGUCAGGAGCUAUAUCUGAUAAACACAUUGGUGGUAGCGAAAGCCCAUUAAAAGCUCAACUUGAAGCCAUGAUUGAUAGGACAGCUGAACUGGAGGAGAAAUUAGAAAAGAUGGAAGCAGAGAAAAUGGAAUUAGAUAUGGCUUUAUCUGAGUGCCAAAAUCAGCUUGAAACAUCACAGGGUCGGCUAAAGGAAGUAGAGGAGAAGUUAGUGGAGCUGCAAACUCAGUUAGCUUUGGCAAGUGAAUCAAAGAGAAAUGCAGAGGAAGAAAUACAGACUACCAAUGCUAAGAGAGAGGUGGCAGAGUCUCGCCUCAUAGUUGUUGAAGCUGAGAUCAAAACCAUGCUUUCAAAAGUCCUGUCGUUAGAAGAAGAAGUUGAAAAGGAGCGGGCUUUGUCAGCAGAAGCUGCAUCCAAGUGUCGGAAAUUUGAGGAUGAGCUUUCCAGGAUGAAACGUGAAACUGAGCUUCGGAAUUUGGCAAGUUCAAAUGGUGAAUUGAAGAUAAAGCAGGAGAAGGAGCUAGCAGUGGCUGCCAGUAAGCUUGCAGAGUGCCAGAAAACCAUUGCAUCCCUGGGCCGACAGUUGAAAUCCCUAGCAACGCUGGAAGACCUCCUGCUCGACUCAGAGAAGCCACUGCAGCCCAUGAGUGAAGGACUACACCAUCCUAAAGAUGGUGUGGAACAAUGGACACUGCAUCCUGGUAAUUCGUACAUUCCAAAGAAGGAUUUGGAAUCCUCAAAAACAGAACCUGAUCAUUCAGCUUCUAUAAAGAAGAGCAAAGAUGAGGCAUCAACAUUACCACUAAACCCAGUGGUGACGACCUCUGAAAAGAGUAGAAAUGGGUUUGGGAAGUUUUUCCCUCGAAGUAAGAAUGCGAUUCGAGCUGAAAAGUAGUAGCGAGAAAAAGGAAUAGAUAAGGAAAAAUGGAACUGAAAAUAGGGGGAGGGACUUGCAGGUCUGUUUGUUCUCUGCUGGAGAACUGGGGAUCAAGUGUUUGUGAACUGAAACAUUGUAUUUAGUUUUACAUAAAUAUUCCUCUCUCUGGAAAUGGUGAAAGAAGAUAUAGUCAUAUAUUGAUUUCAAAACACUUUCCCUC